This is a messenger RNA of Paramisgurnus dabryanus, 6367 nucleotides long. The record is from RefSeq and is a predicted model, not a curated record. NCBI's taxonomy places the organism in Eukaryota, Metazoa, Chordata, Actinopteri, Cypriniformes, Cobitidae.
GAGGGAGUGAGCGAGCGAGCGAGAGAGAAAAAGGAACGGGAGCGCGCACUCGCGCAGUAAACGACAGAUAACGCGUGAAGGGAACGUAAGCCGUCACUGUCCUGAUCCGGAUCCCAUCAAAGGAUGUAUCGACCGUUGCGGUACAGUGUGUGUGGAGAUUGACAUUUCUCCAAGGGCUUUGUGCGUUUAUUAUCACUGCGACUGCUUCAUCCAGACCCCCGCCCCGCCCCUCGAUCGUUUCCUGACGCCCGUCGCCACGGCAACCAUGGACUGCGGAUUGCGUUUGCCGCCCGUCAUUGAGGAGGUCCUGGAUGCUGCAGAUGAUGUGUGCGACCUGAAAGCAGAACGGCCAGGCAUAGGCGUUGAGAUGACGGCCAAAGAGCGGGGGUCACUGGAGGAGAACGAUGAGAGAGAUCAAGGGAUAGAGGUGGGAAACGGAGAGAAGGGGCAAGAGGAUGAGCGAGAGAAGAAUGAAGCCCUGGAGGAGAAGAUGGUGGAGACAGAGGAACUGAGAGGAACCGAUGAUGAAGAUGAGCUGGAGGUUCUGAGAUCUCAGAUGGUGCAGCUGUUGCUGGAGUUGGAGGAGACCAGAGAGGUGUCACAACGACACGAGGAGAGCUACAAUGAGCUUCAAGGUCUUUUGGAAGAAGAGCGUCUGGCCAGUGCCCAUCAGGCCGAAAGCUUUACGAGACAGAUCCAAAGACUUCAAGCCCAGCUGCGCUCGGUGCAGGAGGAGCUGGACAGCCUGGAGGAGGAGAAGGCCAGUGAGCUGUGGGAGGCGCAGGAAGAGCUGCGUGUAGCGCAGGAGGAGGUGCAGGAGCUGCAGCAGGCGGCUGAGGAGGCGGCCGCCGAACGAGAAAACGAUAUCGCUCUGCUGCAGGAGGAGCUGUGCCGUGUGCGUGCCGAGCUGGAGCGUCUCCGCGGCACCACGCAGGAGUACGAGCUGGAGUUGACCACCUUGCGGGCCGAGAUUAGCAUGAAGAGCCAGUGCCAAGAGGAGCGGGAGAAAGCCGGAGGAGAGGGUGACGUGGACCAGCUGAUAGAGGAGUGUCGCUCUUUGAAGAACGAGUGCCAGACGCUGAAAAAUGGCAACAAGCACCUCUCUGAGAAACUGGAGAUGUUGGAGCAACAGAGAGCCAGCUCCACUGACUCGUACCUGAGUUUAACCACAGAGCCGAACGAUGGAGAAAGUAACACAGAAUUGGACAAGGAGGUGAAGACAGAUUUUGUGAACACAUUGGGGGUCGAACAAAAGUGGGUGGACGCUUAUACCCAGAAGAACAUUUCGUUUGAGGGUAAACCUGUCACCCCGACGAGCACGAGCGGAGGGUUUGCUGAAGUCUUCUCGCUUAGAGAUCAACUAAAGCAGGCUGAGGAGAAGGCCUCACGGGUUCAGAGAGAGUGUGAUGGACUGAAAGGAGAGCUCCAGGAACUUCAGGGGCUCUAUGAGAGCAGCCAACGGGAGAGGGCGGAGCUAGAGGCGGAGCUACACCGCUGCAGGGCGGAGCUAGAGCGUCUGGCUGGAAGGAAGGCUCAGAGCUCCACUCCUUCGUCUGAGUCCCCUAUUCUCUCCAUACCCUUCAUAGGAAUGGUUGUAAUAAUGGGCCUGAUAUGGUGCUGCUGGAUGGAGCUCUUGUCCUAAAGGGGGAAGGAGGGAGACUGGAACCUGGUGAUGGUUGUUGCCAUGGCAGCAGCAGCAGUUCUACUCAUUCCCAGUUUGACCAGAGCCUUGGCCUGAGUGCUGGACAGGAAGAGACCUCAUCCUCAGUCGUCAGCUCAACCUAUCAGCUCUUCCCAUGGUACACAAUUCAAUCCACAUUUACCCACCAAUGGGAUUUGAAACCAUCAUGCACCUGUGUCACAUGGCUACUAAAUUUCGUUUGUGCAUCGUAAUGCUGGUUGUUUGCCGUUUCAACUGCUCGCUUUGCUUUUGUCAAUCAUAUCCGUUUCGACUAGCCAUGCUACAAACACUGAUGUCAUGGGUAUUUAAAUGGUUACCAUGGAGAUGAACUCCCAGGAGCUGCUGAUUGGUCCCAACUUCAUGUUUUCUUCUUUCUUUCCUUACUGGACAGCUGACCAUUCACAGGUCCUCCAGAAACUCUUUGCCUUAUUGUUGUUUUUGGAAAAUAACGUUUGCACAUUUUAACCUUUUUGUCUAUAAAAGAUUACAGUUCUUCAUCAACAGCGCUUCGGAUGAAGUGAAUUGCUUUACUUUCAUUUAGGUAGCAUGCAGUACUUUUUUAAUCUUCCUGGAUCUUCCUUAGCAUUCUUAAUAGUUAUGUAUUUAAGUCACAAUUACUGUCAUUUGUGUUUAGGUUGAACUUCUUUAAUUUCUUUACUAGCAUGUUCUCCUUUGGUUUCAAACUAAAUUCUAAGAGAUUUCUAUAUGCGAUCAAAUGAGAAUUAUCGUGUGAUGUGUACUGUGUGUUGUUUUUAAGUAAAAUACGCACUUGAUUUCGUUGUUGAACAAAAGUUUUAGGAAUUAAGGGGGCUAAGGUAAGUUAAAGGGAUAGUUCACCAAAAAAAAAAAAAACAUUUUGUUAUUAUUUACUCUUAAACCUGUAUGCAUUUUUUGUUCUAUUGAACACAAAUGAAGAGCGUUAAUAACCAAACAGAUCUGGGGCACCAUUCAAUUACAUAGUAUUGUUUUUUUUUUCUAUAGAAAGUCAAUGGUGCCCCAGAUUUGCUUUGAUACAAAAUAUCUUUCUUUGUAUUCAUCAGAACAAUACAGGUUUUACUUAAGUCAUUUUAAUUUUUGGAGAACUAUCCCUUUAAAUGACCCAGCAGGUAAACACGCGCUUCACUUUGACUUGAUAUUGACUUGUUUUAAACCUACACAAAUAUUUUUGUAUUUUAAUUGUUUAUUCGAAGACAUGAAAUGUAUAGUUUGAUUUUGUGCGUAUAGAUUGAUACACAAUGUUAAAAGAGUGGUAAAUAUUUUUAUAUGACGGUCGACUAAUGCAUACACUAAAAUCACACUAAAGUAGCUCUGAAACCAACGUAUCAUAAAACUAGCACAGAUGAUACUCGAGGUUAUUUGAAGUGACAACACAUUUUAUCUUGAUGAUCUACUGAUGCAAAUGAAUUAUCUUCAGAUGUUUGUUAGCAAAACGUUACAGAAAGUGCAAAACAGUGGUUCUCAACUGGUAAGUCAUGGGCCAAAAGUGGGUCGCAGCCUCGCAGGUUUGUUUUGAUUGGGUCAUAGGUGGGAUGCUAAUGCAAAUAAUGCAAAUAAUCAUAUAAUUAUGUACAAAAAAUAGAGAAAAUCUCUAAAAAAAUGUUAGCCUGGUUUAUCUCACGUCUGCUGUUGCUAAGCAUCUAAUUUUCAAUUCAGUCUAUCAUGUUAAACAUUUUGCAUGUUGUUGGGUCUAUAUGCAGUUAUGCUAAAACUAAUGUUGAUAUAAAACCAUCUGAGAACCACUGUUACAAAAUCAUUGUAGACAACUUUCCUGAGACGUGCAUCUUUGAUUAAAAUGCAAUUCAAAUCUGUAGCAAACUUGAUUAUCUGAAUAAUAUGACAGCUAUAAGCAGAAACCUACCUACAUUCUUUCACCAAACAAUGUUAUGAUGAUAUAAAUUAUUAUGUAUCCUUAACUAAAGAGGUUUAAAGAGACAUAUGUAGCUUUUUAUGUCAAUGGUCUGUGUAAUUUACAGACUGUGAUUGUGUUGAUUCUGAUAUGAAAAUGUAUAUUACCUUCAUGGAUUUCAUUUCAACCAAGGGUUCUGGUAAAUUAAUCUUGAGGUACUAGAAACAAAAUCUAUUAUGUUAUUACUUAAAAUAUCUAUUAAUAGGAAUGCACCGAUGUAUCUGCCUAUAAUCGGUAUCGGCAAAUAAAAGCAAUUAUAGCAGAAAUCGGUCGGUGGUUUAAAAACAUUCGAUGAUCAGGAUUUCACAACGUUAUAUGUUUAAACACAUAAACUAUCGAUAGAUGUCAUUCUAAGUAAUGGAAUAUCGGUAUCGGUGCCGAUACAUCGCUAUCUAUUACUGUAUAAUCUUGAUCUUUUUAAGGUAUUCAACAACACAACGUAGACAAUUUUUGACAAAUCUCAGUAGAAAUCCUCUCUUCUGUACGAUUGACUACCGUAGCAUCGUGGCAGUGAAUUGGUGCAUCUCUAUGUAGUGUGGAUUUAAAAUGUAGAUAAUCUACUCAGUGUUUGGGUUUAUCUGCCGUAUCCAAAGUCUGUGCUGUUUUUACAAUCCUUACAAUAGAUUCAGAACUCAAUGGUAGCACAACUGAAUGUUUAAUGUAUCAAUGCUUAUCAAAUACUUUCUAUGAGGCAGUGCAUGUCGCACCGUGAUUUCUUUGUCUUUAAAAUAAAAAUGUGGUUUAGCUUCUGCACUGUAUUACAAGAUUUGUUCCUGUUCUGAUUGAAAUGUUGCUUUAUCACUUUGACGAAGAAACGUUUUACUGAAAUUGUUUUAAGAAGCAUACUGUAUUUUAUUUUAGGUCAAGAUAAAUAAGAUCUUCCACCCCACACUUUUACAUGAUGUAAUAUUUACAGAUUGCAUUUUUGCAUGUCCAUCUGCAUGCACACCGAUAGAAACCAGUGUUAGGUUGGUUAGAUUUUAGCUCCCGUGACAAUUGUGGAAAAGACUUUGCAUCCGAAUCUGCACCUCACCCGAAUUGUUGUUAAAAUUCUUGUAUGUUCAUUUGCAGUUUUUGAAACCUGUUUUGUGUUUAAGAUCUUUGUAGUCCAAUGUUGUUUGUGUUUUGUUUGUUUUUAUUAUUGAAAAUGGAUGAGACCAAUAUACACUAACAGAUAAUACACACAUUGUAAAAAAAAUGCAGCAUGAAAUUAAAAACCUGUUUUUGCAAGUCAAUUCAACCUACUAUUUUAAGUUGACAUAACAUCUUAUACAAGUUAAAAUAGAUUUUACUUCAUUUGUUAAGUUAAAGUAACAAUUUUUUUACAGUGCACACUGUAAACAAUUCCUUGUCACACUUAAAUUUUCGAGUUUAAUCAACUUAAAUUUAAUUUUCAACUUUCUGUUCUUGUGAGGAGAUGCUAUAAAUUAUCAAAUAAAGUUGCAUUACACUGUAAAAAAUACUUUGCUGCCUUAAAUUUUUUUGUUAAAUUAACUCAGAUUUACAAGUCAUGUCAACAGUGAUGAGUUGUCACAACUAAUAAAAUAUAGUUGAGAAAAGUCAACUUAAAGUCAACUUAAAGUUAUAACAACUCACCUGUAGUAAUAACAACUCAUCUCUAGUCAAGAUAAAUAAUAGUAAGUUGAAAUGACUUGUAAAUCUGAGUUUAUUCAACAAAAAAUUUUAAGGCAGCAAAGUAUUUUUACAGUGUACCUUAUUUAUAAUAUAUUCCUUAUUAUUUUUUAAAAUGUAUAGCAACGCCUCACAAAAAUAUGAAAUUAAUUGUAAUUUUAAGUUACAACUUAAAAAAUUAAGUGCAACAAAGAAUGCAGCAUGAAGUUAAAACAACUUGGUUUUGCAUGUCAAUUCAACCUACUAUUUUAAGUUGACAUAACUUAUAAAAACAAGUCAAAAUUAUUUAACUUAAUUUAACAAAAAUGCUGCAUUUUUUACAGUGUACACUGUAAAAAACCUUUGUUAAACUUAAAUUUUUAAGUUUAAUCAAUUUACAAUUCAUGUCAACUUUCUUGUCUAGUGAGGAAAUGGUGUAAAUUAAAAUAAAGUUGCAUUAUUUUAAGUUAUACAUUUUUAUAAUUUAUAGCAACUCCUCACAAAAAGUUUAAAUUAAUUGUAAUUUAAGAUUGAUUAAACUUAAAAAGAUUUUUAAGUGCACACAAGUUAAAAGUUUUGUCAAUUUAACUUACCAGUUUUGGCCUGUGUUAAAAUGAUUUAACUUUUAAAAACCAGUUGAAAUCGUUUAAUUUGUUAAGUUAAAGUAACAUAAAAUAUAUGUUGAGUUGUCAAAAAUGUUGCAUUUUUUUACAUUAUAUUAUCAGUUUAUCAUGAGCGUGGUAAAAUAUUUGGACGAGUGAGACCUUUUUCAAAUGGAUGAUAUUAUCAGAUUUACUAAUGCUAUGAGGUAUCAGUGAAGAAUCCUGAAUGUUUUUUAAUUACUAAUUUAUAUCCAUACUAUACUUUUCACACCUGUCCAGUGUCGAUCUUCUGUUUCCUAAUUCAUGUCAUGUUUUGAGAAUGACUUCUUUUAAAGGUCUGGGAGAUUUGUAAAGAGUAAAUGUAUGGGAAGUGUUGGUGUGGCACUGCUGCUGUUUGUGCUUGUGUUAUUGUAACCGUACUGUACAGUGUCUUUGACAUGUUUAUAUGUUGUCCUGCCUUAAAAGGCAUUUAUGUAACAGAAAAAAAGACAAUUUUGAGUAUUUUGGUAAUUAUGUAUAUUUUGUACAGUAAAUGAACGGGCAAAAUAAAGUAGUUUAUCCACAGCA